Messenger RNA from Durio zibethinus, 1847 nucleotides. The record is from RefSeq and is a predicted model, not a curated record. NCBI's taxonomy places the organism in Eukaryota, Viridiplantae, Streptophyta, Magnoliopsida, Malvales, Malvaceae.
UUGACCAUUAUUCGUUUGUAUCAGGAAAUCUUAAAACAGCGUUUUAAAACAAUCACUGGGCUGUAACAGCACAAACAGAAAAAGGAGCCCUUUCCGACACAUCUAAUUUUAAGUUGUUUCACUACAGGAUCCGGCGGGCCCAGGCAUGUUCCUACAGCUGUCUUCGAAUUUCGUGUCGGGAAACAAAUCACACCCUUAGCUUAAACUUAAGCUCUGUAAGGUGUUUGGGAUCACAGAAAAACGCGUUUUUCAUCCUUGAAAAACCCUCUCUCAAAAUCUUCCAAUUCAUAGGGUUCUCAUCAAUUCACCAUUCCGGCAAUUGUUUGGGUUUGAACCGAUACGGAUCGGGCAUAGAACCGGAAGAUGAUAGACAAGUGUUUAGGAGCUCAAAGAUCUAGAAAGAUCCAGAAAGCUCUCCGUCACUGCAAGGUCACGAUCCUCUGCCUCGUUCUCACCAUUGUCGUCCUACGCGGCACUAUCGGAGCUGGAAAAUUUGGAACUCCGGAGCAAGACUUCGUCGAGAUCCGCGACCACUUCUAUUCCCGUAAACACGCUGAGCCGCAUCGCGUCCUUGAAGAAGUCCAAACGACGUCAUCCAAUGACCGCGCAGCUAUCGACACCAACAAUUACAACGAAUUCGACAUAAAUAAGAUCUUAAUCGAUGAGGAAUCCGACGACUCGAAACCUGACUCCAACAAGGCCUGUUCUCUCGGGCCCAAAAUCUCCGAUUGGGAUGAUCAACGAUCUAGAUGGCUGAAAGAAAACCCUAAUUACCCAAAUUUCAUCGGUCCAAACAAACCAAGGGUCCUCUUAGUCACUGGUUCAUCUCCAAAACCGUGUGAGAACCCGGUUGGUGAUCAUUACUUAUUGAAAUCGAUUAAGAACAAGAUCGAUUACUGUAGAUUACACGGGAUAGAGAUAUUUUACAACAUGGCGCUUUUAGAUGCGGAAAUGGCAGGGUUUUGGGCUAAAUUACCGUUGAUUCGAAAACUUUUGCUUUCGCAUCCGGAGGUGGAAUUCCUCUGGUGGAUGGAUAGUGACGCAAUGUUUACGGAUAUGGCAUUUGAGGUUCCUUGGGAAAGGUAUAAAGACUCGAACUUGGUUAUGCACGGCUGGAAUGAGAUGGUUUAUGAUCAAAAGAAUUGGAUUGGGCUAAAUACUGGGAGUUUUUUGUUAAGGAAUGGGCAAUGGGCACUUGAUAUUCUCGAUGCUUGGGCUCCAAUGGGUCCUAAAGGGAAGAUUAGGGAAGAAGCAGGGAAGGUUUUGACGAGGGAACUUAAGGAUAGACCCGUUUUCGAAGCGGAUGAUCAGUCUGCAAUGGUUUAUUUGUUGGCUACUCAAAGGGCGAAGUGGGGUAAUAAGGUUUACUUAGAGAGUGCUUAUUAUUUGCACGGUUAUUGGGGGAUUUUGGUUGAUAGGUAUGAGGAAAUGAUUGAGAAUUAUCGUCCGGGUUUAGGUGAUCAUCGUUGGCCUUUGGUGACUCACUUUGUGGGGUGUAAGCCUUGUGGGAAAUUCGGGGAUUACCCUGUUGAGAGGUGCUUGAAGCAGAUGGAUAGAGCAUUCAAUUUUGGGGAUAAUCAGAUUCUUCAGAUUUAUGGGUUCACUCACAAGUCUUUGGCUAGUAGAAGGGUUAAGAGAGUUCGAAAUGAGACUGUUAAUCCGCUUGAGGUGAAAGAUGAACUUGGACUGCUUCAUCCAGCCUUUAAAGCGGUCAAGGUAUCCUCUUCUUGAUGAUAUACGCUGUCUAUAAGAUCUUAUGCCGCUAAAUGAUAAGUUACGAUGUUCAAAUGUUGAGUGUGUAGUGGGAAUUUUAUGCUUUAGGCUUGUAUAGAUGGUAUUCUUUUGUU